Molecule: messenger RNA, 1302 nt
Organism: Peromyscus eremicus (cactus mouse)
Lineage: Eukaryota; Metazoa; Chordata; Mammalia; Rodentia; Cricetidae
Gene: Tbcc
Product: tubulin folding cofactor C
Exons: 1
Coding region: 147-1169 (340 amino acids)
Biological process (GO): post-chaperonin tubulin folding pathway; tubulin complex assembly
Cellular component (GO): cytoplasm
Molecular function (GO): tubulin binding
Source: RefSeq, a predicted model, not a curated record
CCCUCCAGCGCGAGGAAACCAAUAGGCGAAGAGGAUAUGGCGGGAUCUGCCGUCAUCGCGGCCGACCAAUCACAGGGCGCGUUGGUGGGCGGCCUUGCGGAGGGCGCCGGGAGGAAAAGCGGCCGGUGAGGCCUCCCGGAGUCAAGAUGGAGGGUGUGGACUGCUCCGCGGCCCUGGGCGACGGCGCCGCCGCGUCCCCGCGGGACCUGAGCCUGGUGCCCGAGCGAAUCCAGAGGCGCGAGCAGGAGCGGCAGCUGGAGGUGGAGAGGCGCAAGCAGAAGCGGCAGGACCAGGCGGUGGAGGAGGAGAAGAGCGGCUUCUUCGCCGCCGCCUUCGCCCGGGAGCGCGCGGCGGCCGAGGAGCUGCUGCGGGGCGAGGCGUCGGCCGAGCGGCUGGAAGAGGCGGCCAACCGGCUCCAGGGGCUGCGCAAACUCCUGAACGACUCGGUUCUGUUCCUGGCGGCCUACGACCUGCGGCAGGGCCAGGCGGCGCUGGCGCAGCUGCAGGCGACCCUCACCGAGCGGCGCCAGGAGCUGCAGCCCAAGAAGCGCUUCGCCUUCAAGGCGCGGAAGAAGGAUGCUGCUGGGGCCGCCCAGGUAGACGCCGCACCUGCCGCUUCGGCGGCCCCUUCGCCGCCCUCGGCCAAGGAGGAGGGAGCUCCCGGGCUCAGCUGGGCCUGUGGCUUCUCCAACCUGGAGUCCCAAGAUUUGGAGAAGAGAGCCGAAGAGCUGCACCAGCGCGACGUCCUUUUGAGCGACCUGACCAACUGCACUGUCAGGCUGCGUGGCAAUCCCAACACCUUGCGGCUGGCAAAGGCCCGCGGCUGCAAGGUGCUCUGCGGCCCGGUGUCCACCUCUGUGUUCCUGGAGGACUGUUGUGAUUGCAUACUGGCUGUGGCUUGUCAACAGCUCCGCGUGCACACUACCAAAGACACCCGAGUUUUCUUGCAGGUGACCAGCAGGGCCAUCGUGGAGGACUGCAGCGGCAUCCAGUUCGCCCCUUACACCUGGAGCUACCUCGGGAUCGACAAGGACUUCCAGGACUCCGGUUUAGAUAGGAACAGAAAUAACUGGGACCACGUUGACGAUUUCAACUGGCUGGCCCGAAAUGUGCCCUCCCCAAAUUGGAGUAUUCUCCCUGAAGCGGAGCGGGACAUCCAGUGGGACUGAGCACUGGCCACACUCAGUGACGUCCCGUUCAGUUUACUUCAUGUUGUCACAUUGUUUAUGUUUGCGGUUUCAGGGGCUUGAAGUUGUGGAAACUCCCCUACUUAUGAGUUCUAUUAAAUUCAUGACAGAGCUA